Anisakis simplex (herring worm) is the source of this 234-nucleotide messenger RNA. The record is from the annotation of a GenBank genome assembly. Lineage: Eukaryota; Metazoa; Nematoda; Chromadorea; Rhabditida; Anisakidae.
AUGCCAACAGAAAAUGAAGAAGAUCGAGAAAACGUGCCAAUGGAUGUGAAUAUUGCUGGUGUAAAGCAGGACAUAUUAUCAACAACCAGAUCAGAACCACCAUUAACCGAAUAUGUGGUAUUACCGGAUGGCAUUGACGCAGACGAAGCGUGGAAAGCGAUGACUGAAGAGGAAGAAUCAUUGGUGCAAGAAGAACAAAGUCUUAAGAAAGAAAUUGAAGAGGUCAAAGCUUAG